AGGAAAAAUAUACUUGCAAUUCUACAAAAAAAACAAGAAGAUCAUAACACUAAAGCUUUCUCUCCCUUUGUCAAUAGCAAAAAAAAAUGAUGGAUUCAUUAGCUAAAUGCUUCAACGGACUUCAAGAAAGAUACGAGAGUGUUCUUGAAGCUAAAUCAAUCUUCAAAGACGACUUAACAUCGCCUCUGAAUGGUUCAGAGAGUUCACUAGAAUCCAUCAAAAAGUCUCGUUGCUUGCAAAGAGCCAAGAGGAUUGACAGAUCCUUAAGGUUCGAAGAUGAAAAUGAAGAGAUGGCAAAGCCUUUGAAGCCACGUAAAGUUGUGAGGUUUCAGUUGGAGAAGAACAAGAUUUUCGAGCCCAACAAGCCGGUGAGGUAUGAGUUUGAACCUGAGGAGAAGCCUCUGGAAGAGAAAGAAGGUUCGAAGAAGCUUGAAGGGAAGGAGGAAGUUGUGAGGGUUAAGAUCAAGAUGACCAAGCAAGAAGCUGAAAGAUUAUUAGCGAAAUGUAAAGACGACAGCGUUUUGGAUUUGGAGCAUGUUGUGGACCAGAUUGCAUACUUUUCGAAUCAUCAGCUUCAACUUGAUGUGGUUGUGGUUGCUUCUAAGUUAUAAUGAUGAGGAACAAAAGGAGAUGGCUGCUGGUUUAUCCUUGAUGUAAUCAUUUUUAGUUUGUUUAAUUUCAACCGUGUUCAUUGAAUUUUUGUAGUUUUAGGGUAAUAUAUCUAUCAAGUCGUGUACAUAUAUCUGGUCACCUAUUAAUUAGUAGAAGUAACAAGGUUCUGGGAGUACUUUUAUUGUUGUCGCAUCUAUAAUACUGCUGUGUAAAUAGGAACGAACUGGGGAAGAUUUAAAUAUUCAAAU
This is a messenger RNA of Eruca vesicaria subsp. sativa (arugula), 860 nucleotides long. The record is from the annotation of a GenBank genome assembly. NCBI's taxonomy places the organism in Eukaryota, Viridiplantae, Streptophyta, Magnoliopsida, Brassicales, Brassicaceae.